GUUGGAUAAUCAAAGUGCUGCUAAAUUGACAGCAGUAGUCUGCUGGGGAUGUUGAUCUACAGACGCAAAAUGGCGCCGCGUUGAUAAUUUUUGCCGCGGCUGGCUCAUUUGUUUUUAUUUGUGAGGUCGACAGAUGAUAAUUGUUACAUGGUUGUGUGAUGCUCCUGCGCUAUCUCUGUUACUUGAACUCAAGUUUUAGUUGCAUCGAAUAAUGGCUGACACAUUUGGAAGGUUCCACUGCAACUACUGCCAGGAAAACAUCAAUGGCUUGAGGAUAAAAUGUGUUGAAUGUGAAGAUUUUGAUCUAUGCUUGCAGUGUUUCGCAUGUGGGGCCGAAAUUGGCAAGCACAAGAACAACCACAGCUACCAAUUCAUGGACCCGGGCAACUUUACCGUGUUCAACGGCGAGAGCUCAUGGACGGCCAAGGAGGACGUGCGGCUUCUUGACGCCAUCGAACAGUAUGGCUACGGCAACUGGGUGGACAUUGCCAAACACAUCGAGCGACGCACACCGGAUGAGGCCCAGGAGAAGUUCGUCACCUACUUCGUGAACGGCGUGAUCGGCCGACAGACGAUGCCGCCCAUCUCCGAGCUGGAACGGAUGCCCGUGGCCGUGGACCACACGGCGGCUGAUGGCGCCGGCCCGCUCUCCCCCAGUCUGACCAUGGCACCGGGCAUGGCGCCGCUACAGCUGGAGCCGGAACAGGCCGUACAGCUCGGAUACAUGCCGCUCAGGGACGACUUUGAACGGGAGUACGACAACACCUGUGAGACGCUGGUCUCCCAGCUGAACAUCGGCAGUGUCGAGGACGAGGACGUUGAUGUCGCGCUGAAGUUGGCGCACGUCGACAUGUACGUGCAGCGGCAGCGGGAGCGCGCGCGGCGGAAGCGCGUGGUGCGCGACUACCAGCUACCGGCGGCGUUCUUCGAGGAGCUGAAGAAGGAGGCGCUGCUUCAGGUGCCGGGAGGCGCGCGCAUGCCCCGCCGCAGGAAGGACAAAGGCCGCACGCUGGCCGACCGGCUGCGCACUCUCGGCCAGUUCCUGACCAGGAGCGAGUACCAGCAGUUUCAUGACAACCUGCAGGCGGAGAAGGACCUGGUGUACAGGAUCAAAGAGCUGAUGAGGUACCGGCGGAACGGUAUCACCAAGAUCGCCGACUGCGUGGAGUUUGAGCGCGCCAGGGCCAGGCGCAACGCCGAAAACGGAGGCGAGGACAAAAAGGCACACGAUCCAGAUUCCCGGCAGGCGCAGGCGCCUCUGCUCGGGCCACAAAGCGCAAGAAAAAGCUGCGCUUCUCCCGAAAGAAAGAGCGAAACUCUCGCUACUGGCGCUUCAUCCUCGCUCAGCGGGAGCUUCUCGACAAGCGACAGCAGCAGCAGCAGUCUCAGCCAGUCCGCGGCCGGUCCGGCGGCCGCUGAUGAGCUGCCCCCGUCGCCGCCGUCGCCGCCGCCGUACACCGCCGAGCCUGAGCCGCUGAACGAGUCCGCCGGAUACCACAUGCUCAGCAAAGCCGAGAAACGGCUGUGCGCCCGCCUCCGUCUGCGGCCUGCCAACUACGUGGCGCUAAAGACGGGUCUGCUCAGCGAUCAGCUGAUGCGGUGUCGUGGCGAUCCGGUCCGACCCCGCGCGCUCACAGGCCUCGACAAGCACCACCGCAAACAGAUCCUCUCGUUCCUGGUCACUGCCGGAUGGAUCACCGCCUGAGUUAGAGGAGAGCUGGACCGCUCCGGCCCAGAGUGGCGUCAGUGGUCCAUUAACCCGUUCAGUUUGGGAGGAAUCGGCUGCUGGCCAUAGCUGGGCCGGGGCGGGGCUCAGGGAGUGUUUGGGUAUUAAUGGUAGCUGAUCGGGAUCUGGGUUCUUUUCUUGAAACACUUUUUAUAGAAGGUUUGCCUUGUUUGAUGUUUCUGUUAUCCGGAAAGCAUAGUUUCAUUUCGUAGGGAUAAUUUCACUACCAGGGUUGACUUUGGGGCCGUUUUGGAGCUAAGUCCGAUGUGCUGUGUUUUUGGUGGUAUUGUUCGUUUCCUUUUUUGUGGCCUGGCGGUUGCAUCGGCCGUUUCCUUUCACUCAGACGACAGCAACUGCCGUGUUCUUUCUGAUCCGGUGUCUGUGGAAAAGUGCCAUGGGUGCCUGCGGCGACGGUGGCGCCGCCAGCGGAGGCGGGCGACACUACAGUGCGGACGGCUCGACGGUGCGCGGGUGGCGGCGACUGGCGGCAGUUGUGUAAACUACAGAGUACCACACUGCACCAGUCCGAACCAGUCGUUUAGUCUAGUUCAUUGUGGCAUUGCAUCCCGCUUCCAUCAUGUGAUUGUGUUGUGCAUUAUUUUUGCCGAGAGUUGUCAUUCGUACGAGAUGUUCGUAGAUUAUGCACGUUGUUUGUAAUAUACACCAUACAAAGC
Molecule: messenger RNA, 2400 nt
Organism: Amphibalanus amphitrite
Lineage: Eukaryota; Metazoa; Arthropoda; Thecostraca; Balanomorpha; Balanidae
Product: transcriptional adapter 2B-like
Exons: 11
Coding region: 212-1705 (497 amino acids)
Biological process (GO): regulation of transcription by RNA polymerase II; chromatin remodeling
Cellular component (GO): nucleus; SAGA-type complex
Molecular function (GO): chromatin binding; transcription coactivator activity; zinc ion binding
Source: RefSeq, a predicted model, not a curated record